Messenger RNA from Aedes albopictus (Asian tiger mosquito), 2546 nucleotides. Its product is annotated as sal-like protein 3. Lineage: Eukaryota; Metazoa; Arthropoda; Insecta; Diptera; Culicidae. Gene Ontology annotation, biological process: regulation of transcription by RNA polymerase II. Gene Ontology annotation, molecular function: DNA-binding transcription factor activity, RNA polymerase II-specific; RNA polymerase II cis-regulatory region sequence-specific DNA binding. The coding region runs from base 196 to 1869 and encodes 557 amino acids. Gene Ontology annotation, cellular component: nucleus. The record is from RefSeq and is a predicted model, not a curated record. The transcript is spliced from 2 exons.
UAGUAUGGGUACAAGUAGAAGUUUUGCUCAAGAGUACCAGGAGAGACAGGUAUCAUAAACCACAGUCACCCAUCUGCCAGAUGAGCUCCGAUGCCGCCAGACAAUGUUCUCUAGUCUUGAUCAUUCAUUGGUUGUAAAAACAAGGGACGAUUUGAUAUAGUACUAACUCGGUUCCAGUGGAAAGUGUUGGCCAAAAUGGAAAGCUCAUUAUUGGACAACAGUUUAUCAAAUCUAGAAGAUGUGGACAACUUGAUCAAUAGUUUGUGGAAUGAAAACCUGUUAAGUAAUAUUAGUGAAGAUCAGCUAGUAGGGGUAAACCAGUGGUACUACGAUGGAGCGCCUCCGAUGGGUCGUAAACAAAAUGAUAAGGUAUCCAUUAAAAAAGAUGGCAUUGCUAUUACCAAAGCGAAUCCGGUAUUGGAGGAAAGUCCCGGGAAUUUAAGCGAUGCCAUUCAGAAAGAUCAAUUUGCAUAUAGUAGUAUGAGUCAGCAUCCCGAGACAUCUACUCCGAUGUGGUAUGAUUACUUGAGUGAUAUGGAAACCGUUGUUCCGGUGCCAAGUUUCACGUUAGGUCCAGAAAGUCAACCAACAGUAAUGGUGAGCUCCACCCAGAACCAGUCGGCGAGUUCUGCUCAAACACAGUCGACCAGUGGAGAUCUACAGGUGUACGAAACUAAUGGUGCCGACUUCAGAACGAAGCCAAUCGAAACAGAUGUUCAUCGAAAUUGGUCUGAUGUUAUGCAGGAGGAUAAAAUCGAACAUUUGCACAAAUUGCAACCUGUACAGCAGGCACAUCUCAAGCCUGUGUCAAGUCCAGACCUGUUAAACGAAGCGAUCAUAACUCAAAUUCCGUCCUGCAAGUCUACGUCUAGCCAGAGAACACCACUCAACCAGCUGAUGACCACACCCAACGUGGAUAAUUUGAGGACACAGCAAGUUCAAGACUUCCCGACGAUUGCAGCACCGUCAACGACUAGCACUUGCGACGAGACAAUAUCGCCAAUCGAUGCAGCAGAACCAGCUCCCGGAAUAACUUGUGCAGAAUAUUUUUCAUCCGCACAAUUCGCUUUUGAUGAUUUGGAUGAAUUGGAGCCUAGCUUGGCCUACAGCAUGCCAUCUUCAAGCUAUACUCAAUUGCCUUCUUCACCAUUCUGUAAUCAAGUAGUUACACAUCCAGCCCCUGUGGCCCCAACCGUUCAAGCCAUUAUUCCAUCAGCGAGUAACGUUCAAGUUCCGUAUGGGUACGUCCGUCCAGCGGCUGGUAACAGCAAUGUCUACCCGGUUCGGGAAGUCUACCGAAUCGAUGCCCCACAGCCUACGGCGACUGACAAGUCCAACUCGGAGAAAAUAUAUGGCAAUCGCAAAAUCCCAUAUGGCACCGAGAUCUACUGCAACAUAUGCAAGCUGGAAUUCGGCAGAAAGAGCAGCUUCAGGCAGCACGUGCGUCAAAAGCACCAGGAAGCCCGGCCUUUCCGGUGCAACAUCUGCGGGAAAACGUACCUCACAGAGCGGGCCCUGCGUGAGCAUCGCCGGAAUCAUGAUCCCAGAAUGAAGCCACAUAAGUGCCAUAGUUGCGAGAAAAGCUACCGCCACAUGAAGGAUCGUGAUCGUCAUUUCGAAACGCACCACGGAACGCCGUCGUAUGUAUGCGUGAUUGAGGGCUGCUCCAAGGCGUUCGCACGGCGCGAUCACAUGAUGGCGCAUGUGGUCUGCCACGAGAACCGAUUGAAGCGGGAGGUGGAAGGGCCGGAAAUUAGAGCAGAGAGGAGGAAAAACCAGGCAAUCGGGAGAAAACAGAUGAAGGAGUAUAAACGCUGGAGUUUAGGAAUGGACAUCGAUAGCGCUCACAUCGGUUUCACCUCCGUUUGACGUUUGGCGCACAACCGCCAUCUUAUGCCAACUUGACGGUUUCCCCACGGAACGACUAUAUUCCCGUAAUGAUGAUUUUUGUUGUUAUUGUAGAAAGCCAUACAUCCGUUUGUCUGUGAUAAUAUUAGAGAAGAAUAAAAAACAGUAUACAAUGAUUUUAUAAGUACAAAAAAAGUAUUAUUAUUAAAAUAUAAUGCUUAAGCACAGACAAACAGACGUAACACUUGCUUAAUUCCCAUCGACCACGCUUUUAACGAUCAUUUUAAAUUUUUAUAGUUGUGGCUUUCACAAUCAGAGGCGCGCGCAUCGUUUUUCUAUGCGGUUGACGUUUCACAUUAGCGCCUUCUGUUGACGAUAUUGCUCAACACAGUGAUUCGUGCAACUUUUCCACCAGGUGAUGGUAGUGUGAACUGGGCGAUGGAUUUCCAUUAAAAUCGUUCAAGGUGUUACGUCUGUUUGUCUGUGGCUGUGUUUAUUUCUCAGUUUCGUUUCCGAACUUCAACUUUGAAUUGAUAGUUAGAGUUGUUCACGUUUUGUUAGUUAUUGUUCCGAAGUUAGUCAAUUUUUGCUUUGUUGUUAGAGAUUAGAAGAAAUAUUUUCCGUUUCAAGUAAUCAAACCGUAGUAGUAAUCCAUAGAAGAAAAUUUUCAAGAAAAAUCAAGAAAUUAUUAUUGUACA